Messenger RNA from Verticillium alfalfae VaMs.102, 1137 nucleotides. RefSeq names its product 2OG-Fe(II) oxygenase superfamily. The transcript has 3 exons. The record is from RefSeq and is a predicted model, not a curated record. Lineage: Eukaryota; Fungi; Ascomycota; Sordariomycetes; Glomerellales; Plectosphaerellaceae. The coding region runs from base 1 to 1137 and encodes 378 amino acids.
AUGGAGGGUGAAUUCACAGAAGUCCCCGUUCUGGACUAUUCUCUCUCACAGCACCCAACCGGAAAGGCGGAAUUCCUCUCACAGCUGCGGAAUGCCAUUGUGAAUGUGGGAUUCUUCUACCUCAGCAAUCAUUCGAUUCCCGAAGAGGUGCAAAGAGCCGUGCUCGAGCAGACAAAUGCCUUCUUCAGUCUUCCCCUGCAAAAGAAAAUGGAUAUUGAUAUGGCGCACAGCAAGCAUUUCCUUGGGUAUAACAGAAUGAAUUCUGAGAAGACUGUGGCUAUUACAGGCCAAAACGAAUCUGUAUUUUUUGGGCCCGACUAUCCUCCUCCGAACCCAGCUGCGUUGGCGUAUCUCAACCUGCACGGCCCUAGCCAGUGGCCAGAUCAAAAUGCCGUACCGGACUUUCACCAGGCCGUUGAAACGUACCGCUGUGCCGUCCAAGACCUGGCCACAUCCUUCAUCUCAUUAACAUCUGAGGCCCUCGGCCUGGAGACCAACUCUUUCAGUUGGCUGUUCAAAGACGCGCCGUUCAGUCGCCUGAAUCUACGGAUGUACCCUGCCCCUCUGGAGGAGUCAAAUAGGGGUGCUCGCUAUGGAAUUGCUCCGCACAAGGACAGUUCAUUCAUGACAUAUCUGCUCCAAGGAGGCGAUCACAACUGCCUCGAAGUGCAGAGCAAGACUGGUAACUGGAUCGCCGUCCCUCCGAUCCCGGGGACUCUCGUGGUGAACAUCGGCCGCCUACUGGAGAUUCUUACACGCGGAGUGUGUAUCGCGACGACGCAUCGUGUGAUACUUGGCUCGACUGGAUUUCUUGACAAGCAUGGGAACCGCUUAGGCUCACGACUCUCGAUUCCUUUCUUUCAAAAUGUCAACCUCCGUCUGAUGCCGGAUGACUUUGCGGUAGAUGUUCCGGCACACGUCGUAGACCUGUCUAGGGGCGAGAGGAUAGUUGCUGACUCUGGAACAUUCUUUUCUGGGAUAUUUGACGACUCUGUCGGCGACACUGUGUUUGUCAGUAUGCUCACGAGCUUCGUAGAGACUGCGAAGGUGUGGUAUCCGGACCUGCUUCCAGUGGCCUUGAAGAAGCAGGCUGAGAAGAAGCGCUUGGAUAUUGCGAGGGGGGCCAAGAUUGAAUAG